Messenger RNA from Suncus etruscus (white-toothed pygmy shrew), 4882 nucleotides. Its product is annotated as dual oxidase 1. The record is from RefSeq and is a predicted model, not a curated record. Gene Ontology annotation, cellular component: NADPH oxidase complex; plasma membrane. The transcript has 33 exons. Bases 1 to 4647 code for a protein of 1548 amino acids. Gene Ontology annotation, molecular function: superoxide-generating NAD(P)H oxidase activity; calcium ion binding; heme binding. Lineage: Eukaryota; Metazoa; Chordata; Mammalia; Eulipotyphla; Soricidae. Gene Ontology annotation, biological process: superoxide anion generation; response to oxidative stress; defense response.
AUGGGCUUCUGCCUGCCUCUGACAUGGAUACUCCUGGUUGGGCAAUGGGUGCCCAUGGGUGCUCAGAACCCCAUUUCCUGGGAGGUGCAGCGAUUUGAUGGGUGGUACAACAACCACAAGCAGCAUAAAUGGGGCAGCAAAGGGUCUCCGCUUCAGCGACUGGUCCCAGCCAGCUAUGCCGAUGGAGUAUACCAAGCCUAUGGAGAACCCUAUCUGCCCAACCCCAGAAGUCUUAGCAACUCCAUCAUGAGGGGUCCUGCAGGGCAGCCCUCCCUGAGAAACCGAACAGUCCUAGGGGUCUUCUUUGGCUACCACGUGCUGUCGGACCUGGUGAGCGUGGACAGGCCCGGAUGCCCUGCCGAGUUCCUCAACAUCCACAUCCCGCCGGGAGACCCCGUGUUCGACCCCCGAGGCCAGGGGGACGUGGUCCUGCCCUUCCAGAGGAGCCGCUGGGACCCCCGCACUGGCCAGAGUCCUGGACAUCCCCGAGACCUGACCAACGAGGCGACAGGCUGGCUGGACGGCAGCGCCAUCUACGGCCCCUCGCAGUCCUGGAGCGACGCGCUGCGCAGCUUCUCGGGCGGGCAGCUGGCGUCGGGGCCGGAGCCCGGCUUCCCCCGGGACGCAGCGAGCCCGCUGCUGGCCUGGAGCGCGCCCGACCCGGCCACGGGGCAGCGGGGGCCGCGGGGGCUCUACGCCUUCGGGGCGGCGCGCGGCAACCGGGAGCCCUUCUCGCGCGCGCUGGGCCUGCUGUGGUUCGGCUUCCACAACGCGUGCGCGCGGAGGCUGGCGGCCCGGCACCCGGCCUGGCGCGACGAGCAGCUCUUCCAGCACGCGCGCAGGACGGUCGUCGCCACCUACCAGAGCAUCGCCAUGUACGAGUGGCUGCCCAGCUUCCUGGGGGAGCAGCCCCCCAAAUAUGCAGGGUACAACCCUUCCCUGGACCCCAGCAUCUCUCCAGAGUUCGUGGUGGCCUCGGAACAGUUUUUGUCCACCAUGGUGCCGCCUGGAGUCUACAUGAGAAAUGCCAGCUGCCACUUCCAAUGGGUCUCUUGGAACUCAAGUAUCUCCAGAGCUCUCCGGGUCUGCAACAGCUACUGGAGCAGAAAGCAUCCCCAAAAUGUUGAAGAUGUUGUGUCGCUGCUGCUGGGCAUGGCCUCCCAGAUUGCUGAGAGAGAGGACCAUGUGGUUGUUGAGGAUGUUCAAGAUUUCUGGCCCGGACCAUUGAAGUUUUCCCGCACAGACUAUCUAGCCAGCUGCCUACAGCGGGGCCGGGAUCUGGGCCUGCCUUCCUAUAUCAAGGCCAGGGCAGCACUGGGCCUGCCUCCUGUUUCCAGCUGGCAGGACAUCAACCCUGACCUCUCCAAGAUCAAUGCAACUGUGUUGGAGGCCAUAGCAGCCUUAUAUAACCAGGAUCUGUCCCGGCUGGAGCUGCUCCCAGGGGGACUCCUGGAGAUCCGAGAGGGGAACCCUGGGCUCCUCUUCCAUGACAUUGUGCUUGACCAGUUCAGGCGGCUGCGGGAUGGUGACCGGUUCUGGUUUGAGAACACCAAGAAUGGGCUGUUCUCCAAGGAAGAAAUCACAGAGAUCAGAAACACUUCACUGCGGGAUGUUCUAAUGGCCGUUUUCAACCUGAGUUCCAGUGCUCUACAGCCCAAUGUCUUCUUCUGGAAUGAGGGAGACCCCUGCCCACAGCCCAUGCAGCUCAACACUGAGGCCCUGCCAGCCUGCAUCCCCUACACCAUUCGAGACUAUUUUGAGGGCUGCGGAUUUGGCUUUUGGGUCACCAUUGGUACCCUCUGUUGCUUCCCCCUGGUGAGCUUUCUCAGUGCCUGGAUUGUUGCCCGACUCCGGAGGCGAAACUUCAAGAGGCUGCAGGGGCAGGGCCGCCAGAGCAUCAUGUCUGAGAAGUUUGUGGAAGGUGUGGAAGCACUGGAAUGGCAGGGCCACAAGGAGCCUUCUCGGCCUGUGCUCGUGCACCUACAGCCCGGCCAGGUCCGUGUGGUGGAUGGCAGGUUCUCUGUGCUUCGCAUCAUCCAGCUGAGGCCACCGCAACAGGUCAACCUCAUCCUGUCCAGCAACCAUGGCCGCCGCACGCUGCUGCUCAAGAUCCCUAAGGAGUAUGACCUGGUACUGCUGUUUAACCUGGAGGAGGAGCGGCAGGUGCUGGUGGAAAACCUGCGCGCUGCUCUGAAGGAAAGUGGGCUGAGCUUCCAGGAGUGGGAAUUGAGGGAGCAGGAGCUGAUGCGGGUGGCUGUGACGCGGGAGCAACGGAGCCGCCUCCUUGAAACCUUCUUCAGGCACCUUUUCUCCCAGGUGUUGGACAUCAAUCAGGCUGAUGCAGGGACACUACCCCUGGACUCAUCUCAGAAGGUUCGAGAGGCCUUGACGUGUGAAUUGAGCAGAGCUGAGUUUGCAGAGUCCCUUGGCCUCAAGCCCCAAGAUAUGUUUGUAGAGUCCAUGUUCUCUCUGGCUGACAAGGAUGGCAAUGGCUACCUGUCCUUUAGGGAGUUCCUGGACAUCCUGGUGGUCUUCAUGAAAGGUUCCCCUGAGGAGAAGUCCCGCCUUAUGUUCCGCAUGUACGACUUUGAUGGAAAUGGUCUCAUUUCCAAGGAUGAGUUCAUCAGGAUGCUGAGCUCUUUCAUCGAGAUCUCCAACAACUGCCUGUCCAAGGCCCAGCUGGCUGAGGUGGUGGAGUCCAUGUUCCGGGAGUCAGGCUUCCAGGACAAGGAGGAGCUGACGUGGGAGGACUUUCACUUCAUGCUGCGGGACCAUGACAGCGAGCUGCGCUUCACACAGCUCUGCGUCAGAGGGGUGGAGGUACCUGAAGUUAUCAAGAACCUCUGUCGGCGAGCCUCUUACAUCAGCCAAGAGAAGAUCUGUCCCUCUCCCCGAGUGAGUGCUCGCUGUCGCCGGAAUGACACAGAGGGGGAGACGACGCCACGACUGCAGUGCCCCAUGGAUACAGACCCUCCCCAGGAAAUUCGACGGAGAUUUGGCAAGAAGGUCACGUCCUUUCACCCACUGCUGUUCACUGAGGCGCACCGAGAGAAAUUUCAACGCAGCCGGCGCCACCAGACCAUGCAGCAGUUCAAGCGCUUCAUCGAGAACUACCGGCGCCACAUUGGCUGCGUGGCCGUGUUCUAUGCCAUCAGUGGGGGCCUUUUCCUGGAGAGGGCCUACUACUAUGCCUUUGCGGCUCAUCACAUGGGCAUCACGGACACUACCCGUGUGGGCAUCAUCCUGUCCCGGGGUACAGCGGCCAGCAUCUCCUUCAUGUUCUCCUACAUCCUGCUCACCAUGUGCCGCAACCUCAUCACCUUCCUGCGUGAAACCUUCCUCAACCGCUAUGUGCCCUUUGAUGCCGCCGUGGACUUCCACCGCCUUAUCGCCUGCACCGCCAUCGUGCUCACAGUGUUACACAGUGCAGGCCACGUGGUGAAUGUGUACUUGUUCUCCAUCAGCCCACUCAGUGUCCUUUCCUGCCUCUUUCCUGGCCUCUUCCAUGACGAUGGCUCUGAGUUUCCCCAGAAGUAUUACUGGUGGUUCUUUCAGACCGUACCAGGCCUCACAGGGGUGGUGUUGCUCCUGGUCUUGGCCAUCAUGUACGUCUUUGCCUCUCAUCAUUUCCGGCGUCGCAGCUUCAGGGGCUUCUGGGUUACCCACCACCUCUAUAUCCUGCUCUAUGUGCUGCUCAUCAUCCAUGGCAGCUUCGCUCUGAUCCAGAUGCCCCGUUUCCACAUCUUUUUCCUGGUCCCAGCACUCAUCUAUGUGGGUGACAAGCUCGUGAGCCUGAGCCGGAAGAAGGUGGAGAUUGGAGUGGUGAAAGCAGAGCUGCUGCCUUCAGGAGUGACCCACCUGCAGUUCCAGAGACCCCAAGGCUUUGAGUACAAGUCGGGACAAUGGGUACGGAUUGCUUGCCUGGCUCUGGGGACCACCGAGUAUCACCCUUUCACACUGACAUCUGCGCCCCACGAGGACACGCUCAGCCUCCACAUCCGGGCAGCAGGACCAUGGACCACUCGCCUCAGGGAGAUCUACUCACCCCCACCGGGGGACACCUGCGCCAGAUACCCCAAGCUGUACCUUGAUGGGCCAUUUGGAGAGGGUCACCAGGAAUGGCAUAAAUUUGAGGUGUCUGUGCUGGUGGGAGGGGGCAUUGGGGUUACCCCCUUUGCUUCCAUCCUCAAAGACCUGGUCUUCAAGUCGUCGGUCAGCACUCAAGUGUUCUGUAAGAAAAUCUACUUCAUCUGGGUGACACGCACGCAGCGCCAGUUCGAGUGGCUGGCCGACAUCAUCCGAGAGGUGGAGGAGAACGACCGCCAGGACCUUGUGUCGGUGCACAUCUACAUCACGCAGCUGGCGGAGAAGUUCGACCUCAGGACCACCAUGCUGUAUAUCUGCGAGCGGCACUUCCAGAAGGUGCUGAACCGGAGUCUGUUCACGGGCCUGCGCUCUGUCACCCAUUUUGGUCGCCCCCCCUUUGAGCCCUUCUUCAACUCCCUACAGGAGGUCCACCCACAGGUUCGGAAGAUUGGAGUGUUCAGCUGUGGCCCCCCCGGCAUGACCAAGAAUGUGGAAAAGGCCUGUCAGCUCAUCAAUAAGCAGGACCGGACACAUUUCUCUCACCACUAUGAGAAUUUCUAAGUCUCCUGCCCAGGCUGAGCAAAAGUUUAGACACAAGGCACCUUUGACCCUGAUUCCCUAUGCCUUCAACCCUUUCCACUUCUUCUUUAUACCUGGCUCAGUCACCCCAGGUGGCUUCAAGGACACCCAGAUCCAGAAUGCAGUUUGGUCUGGAGAAGGGUGAAGCACUGGCCAUGAGAAGCUGGGAAACAAGAGAGCUAUCACUGCUUGGGACAGGGUGACACUGAGGGGGAAA